Desarmillaria tabescens is the source of this 803-nucleotide messenger RNA. RefSeq lists its product as uncharacterized. The transcript is spliced from 4 exons. The record is from RefSeq and is a predicted model, not a curated record. Lineage: Eukaryota; Fungi; Basidiomycota; Agaricomycetes; Agaricales; Physalacriaceae. The coding region runs from base 204 to 605 and encodes 133 amino acids.
CGCAACUCUGUACAGUUAUCCUAUGCUAUCCCUGGCAAUCGAAUAAAGAAAUGGAGCCGGUCAAUCGAUUUAAGACCCGACAAUCAAUGUCACUAGCGCUAUAUAUACGCGAGUCUAACUCGCGACAAUCAAAAAAGCACUCUCCGAUGACUGGUGACUAGCGGCUUGCCUGUUUCGUUUACGCGCAACGACAAAACUACGUCAUGCAGAGUAGCAUAAAAUCUAAAAAAACCGGCCCAACCAGGUCUCACAAAAAACAACGUAUGAAUAUACUCGCUGGUUUCAUAGUCCUCGUCGUCCUCCCUUUCAAAGUCGGAGGGCAAAGCACCACCGAAUCCAUUACGAUAUCUGUACCGCCGGAGGUGACUUCCUUCCUCUCAAGUGUUUCCGUGUCUAUCCCAAGCAGCGGUGUUAUCCCAUUUUUCCCGUCCGAGUCGAGCUUGAUCAGUUCGGUCUCUUCCCUCGCGAGCGAGGCGUCGUCAAUCGCAAGUGUUUGUGCAACCAGUACGGGGACCUGUACAGCGAAUACUGGUCUCCAAAAUGCUGUGUCAGGUGGGAUGGUGAUUGCAAGUGUAGGUGUGGGGCUGUUGGCGAUGGUUAUCUAAAAACGCGUCAGGAUUCAUUGACGAAAAAGAUGAUGACCAGGCAGUGAAGACUGCUGGGGGGUUGCUGAUCCCAUGAAAAGUAUCGGAUCGAUAUAACAAGAUCAUGUAUCAUUACCACAUUUUUACUCACCUACGUCGAUGAGGUUUGCUCUUGAUAAUGAUUUGAGACGCGUUGUCUUCGGUUCUCUCACGGGUUGU